Messenger RNA from Oryza sativa Japonica Group (Japanese rice), 3867 nucleotides. RefSeq lists its product as uncharacterized. The record is from RefSeq and is a predicted model, not a curated record. Lineage: Eukaryota; Viridiplantae; Streptophyta; Magnoliopsida; Poales; Poaceae.
CCACGCCACGCGCAGCGCGACGGUUGGCCUCCGAGCCGUCGGAUUUCGCAACCAACCCCACGACCCCUUCUCCCCUCUACUAGACUAGAGCGAGCAGAGCAGCCGGCGAUGCGGCGGCGCCACCGCGAGCAGCUGCCUCCCGGGGCCGACCGCGAACGCCUCCUCGCCGAGGAGGUCCUCUACCUCCACUCCCUCUGGCGCCGCGCCGCCCCCGCUCCCAUCCCUCCUCGUGGCUCCGGUUCCGUCGCCACCCUCCGCCGCGUCGACCGCCGGAGGCGCAGGAGGCUCGAGCGCCGCGCCCAGGAGCAGCAGCGGGAGGAAUCCGGCCCGGAGUGGCCCCUCGCGCCGUCUCCGCCCGCCUCCCCGACAACCUGGCACGACAACAAGGCCGCCUCCUCCCCCGCGCAGCGCCCGCCGCAGCAGAAGCAGCCUUCGCCUGGAUCGCUCUCGCAGCGAGCCGCGCUCCGCGCCGCCGAGGAGUUCUUCUCCAACCGCGGGUCGGACGACGACGACGAGGUGGUGGAGGAGGAAGGGUCUGAAUCGGAGGGCGAGGAGGCGGCGGGGUUCUUCAUGGGGCUGUUCGAGCGGGACGCGGCGCUGCGGGGGCACUACGAGCGGGGGUGGGAGGGAGGGGAGUUCGUGUGCAUGGCGUGCGUGGGGAGGAAGGGGAAGGCCAGGAGGUUCGCCGGCUGCGUCGGCCUCGUCCAGCACGCCCGCGCCGCCACCCGCUGCGGGAGGCCCCGGGCGCACCGCGCCUUCGCCGCCGCCAUCUGCCGCGUGCUCGGCUGGGACAUCGACAGGAUGCCCAGCGUCGUCAUCGACCCCCGCGGCACGCUCGGCCAGGCACUCGCCGCCGCCGAGGCCGCUGCCGCCGUCGCUGCCCAAGAGAACAAUGUUGAUGCUGUUGAGAAGACGAUCUCUUCUGAAGAUCAGGUUGCAGAGAAGGAAGAUGUUGAGACUGGAAAAAAUGACGGAUCUUUGAGUGAUGUGGAUGCGAUGAAGGAAAAUUCCAAUGUGGGGAAGAACAGCUCUUCAAUUAAUGACAAUAAUGGAGAUGUUCAUGAGAAAGGGAAUGGUGGAGCUUAUGAAAAGGACAUAAUCUGCUGCAUACACGUGAACUGAAGAAAAAGGCUUCUGUACUAUCCAAGCAGGCAUGCUCAUCACAGUCUGGUAUGUAGCAGAGCUUCAGUGUUUGUAGGAUAAUUCCACUAAUAAGUGUAAUUGAGGGCAAGCGUAUAAGUACAAUAAAUCAUUAUCUUGAAUUCUGGGCUCUACCUAAGAUUAUCUGAUCUACACUAUUGCAGUUUAUAUAAACUGCUGUUCUUUGAUUACCUGAUUGAGCAUUAGCUCAUUCUCCCACCUGAGCACUAGAUAUCAUAUUAGAGAGAGGUCUCUACCUCUGUGACCAGUUGUAUUCAUUUGUAAUUGCUUGAAACGAAGGUCCAGCUAGUUGGGUGUUGCCCUUUAUUUGAAGUGUGACAGAACUAGUACAAAUAUCUCCUCUUUGACAAGGGCAAAAGAAUGAAUAAAAUGCUACACUGAAAUUUAAAACUUGUGAUUCCAAGUAGACUGUUAAGUGUUUCAGUACAAGUUACAGUAUUACAAGCUAUGAUUCUACAAAUACAAACAGUCAAAGGCUGCUCUCUAACUUUCAAGGGAACCCCAAAUAUGGGGGUAUCCGGUUAUGUGUCGGAACUUACAAUUUGACCCAUAUGGAAUGAAUAUUUCUAGGCACCAAAAAUGUGGAGGUUUAAGAAUGAAUAUGUGCAUGUUCAAGCUCGCACGAAGAGAAGAAAAACACACGAAUGCCGUCCAUUCUCAGUCAAUACCAAAUAAACAGCCUUGAAUUGCUGCCAAUCUUCUAAAAAGGGGGAAUUUCGAUGAAGUUAGCUCUUAGCCUGUUUGACUAUUUAAGAAGGAUGAGAAGUGAGAGGCCAUUUCCUUGUUUGAGAUAGACAAGCUCAAGCCGAUCACUUCUUAGGUUGGGGGAGACUAAUUCUGAUUCAUUGCUUAAUUAGAAGAACGAUACAAUCCAUCCUUAUAUAGAUGGAGCUGGAGGAGAGUAAUUCUGAUUCAUUUCUUAAUUAGAACGACACUAUAAUCCAUCCUUAUAUAAAUGGAGGGAAGGACCCAACCUAACAGACACUAUCCAAUUGACCUACCGUAGGAUGACGGAACCGUUGCCUACGGACACAAGGACCUCGACCUCUCAGCCCACUACCCAUCACCAUGGUUGUUAAGGGGUCGCUAUGGCAUCGCUAUAGCACUAAGGCGGUUGCGGAGGUCAAGGCGUCCACUCCGCCUUAUGUUUCCUCCGCCUUAGAGGCAAAACGAGUACAGAAAGGGAAAGAACAUGAAAAACCAGUAGAGAAAGGGAAGGAAGAAGAGGUAAGCUCAUCAUGGAACCUAGAUGGCUUGUAGAGAAAGAGAAAGAAGAAGUGGCCAGAGACAUUGAUGGUGGCUGGUGCCUCUUCUCGUCAUGGUGGCUGGUGCCUGGUGGCGUACGAUGUCUCUUAGGGCAUAAAACACGUGGGUAUAAAGACUAAUGUUGGUCUUUGGUGGGCUGGCUGCCUGGCUUAGUGGGCCUUUUACGGUUUUACCAAUUUCCUUUUUUUUUCUUCCUAAUUUCUCUACCAUAUCCUCCACUAAUCACGCCUCAAUCAUCUCAUAAGGCGUCGCAACACCUUACGCCUCAGCGCUAUGGCGCUAAGUCAGUGGUGGGUCGCCUUAAACCGCCUUACCACCUUAACAACACUGCCCAUCACACAUGUCUAGUUGCAGCAUUAUUUGAAACGGAUAUUUGUAUAAUAAAAGAAACUGAUCAAAGUGCCUAUUCAAGACACAGGCAAGAAAAAAAUAUUUGUAAUUUGCUGGAAACUAGUGGUCGUACUAUCUGAACACCAAUUAGGAAGGCCGAUGCCUUCUUUACUUAAAAAUACGGGUCCAUCACAGAAUUUAAGAAGACCAAGGCACAAAUCUUAAAAUAUACUACUACUACACGUCCAAAAUACAAGGCUUUAUUAAAAUCAAUACUCUUAACUUUGGACUAAAAAUUAAACUGACAAUAUAGAUGUUUGACGUCAUUUGAGAGGUAAUAAAUAAAUAAAUUUGUUGAAUUGAUCAGAACAAAAGUGGAGUGAAAACAGUUGACGAUGUCAAGACAUUUCUGACAAUUUUUUUCCUCGCAGACAUUUCUGAUACUUAGGAGCUAUGUAUAUCUCAUAGCAUUAGUAAAGAGGUUAAGAUGGUUGUGUUCAUCCUAGAUGCAGAGGCUGGUAUACCUCCUGUGCCCUAACGUUUAAUACCAAUAUCUCUAAAAGAUUGGAGGAAACAUCAAUGGUAGAUACAAAGAUUUUCUUAUCUAUUCUAACUUGUAUGAUUAGUUUUAAUAUCUCCUUUAUAACUACCUCUGUGCAUGUCCAUAUUCAGCGAGAAUCCCUUACAUUUAGAAACAGAAAGAGUAUUGCUCAAAGAUGUAUAGGAUGUAUAACCUCAUAAUGGGAGAAACUUGGGACCUAAAUUAACCUGGAUAUGCUACAGCUAAUAAGUAUUCUGUUUUUUCAAACCACUGAUCUGCCAGGACAUGUAACAAGUACUACUUUGCAGUCCAUGUGAUGAGAAGGAACUGAUUAGCGACUAUCUGAUCGGACAAGCCGAAGAGUCUUUGAUCUUGUAGUACAUUGGAAGGAGGCAAUAUCAUAGUCACUAGUCAGCUAUAGACAAUGUUAGUUUUUAAGGGGAAAAUGAUGUAUAUCCUAUCAAUAUGCUUAUUAACAAUCAUGCAUGGGAUGUUAGUCCAGUUUACUCCCCUUGAAACAUUUCAUUGGAUCACUUGGUUAAUAGUAUUUCUUUUUCUUUUUUUCUCUU